Plodia interpunctella (Indianmeal moth) is the source of this 4846-nucleotide messenger RNA. RefSeq names its product axoneme-associated protein mst101(2) (gene Pif1A). Lineage: Eukaryota; Metazoa; Arthropoda; Insecta; Lepidoptera; Pyralidae. The record is from RefSeq and is a predicted model, not a curated record. The transcript has 23 exons. Bases 377 to 4432 code for a protein of 1351 amino acids.
CGAAAUUCGAAUCAGUCUCGACGUCCACUCCGCGCGGUCCGCCUGUCGUUUACCGCGAACAAACUAACUAACCCUUAAUAACAUUCGAAUUUUAAAAGUGUGUUUUUUUUAUUUUUUUAUUUUUCGGUUUUAGAGCGGCAAACGACGAAACGCGAGUUGUGUUUCGGUAGAUGUUCGGUAGUGAUCAUUUUGGAGUAUUAAAAUAAAGGAUUUAUCAAGGAUUCUUUUUUUUACAAGAAUUGGCAACGCGUCACUCAACCGAAACGAAGAAACAGACAAACGACUGUAACGCGAUCCGUACGAAAUAGUACGAGGCCAAAGACCGCGGACGCUCGGGACGUCCCGAACAGAAGACACGAGUCGGUGACGUCACAACAUGGCGUCCACCGACACUUCGACCUCCAGCAGCCUCAUCUCCGCCGUCCAAGAGGACUCCAAGCGAACCGUCGACGAGGCAUUCCUUAACAGACUUAAGUCCCUCGUCGAAAGGUUAAGACUGGACAAUGCGACCUUGAAGAAAGCACUUGACAUCGAGCGGAGCGAAGUCAGAGCGCUUAAGGCACAACACGAAGGAACCUUGAGAAAUUUGAAGACAGAGUACAAAAAGAAAGAAGAAUACUUAGAGAAGCAGCUGAGAACAGCACCAAAGGCUGAUAAAAAUGAUGAUUCACAAGUCAGCAACAGACUAGUGGAGCUAAAGAAAUUGACGACUGAAAUACAAGCUUUAAAAUCGGCUAACAAGGGUCUUCAAGAGAAACUCAAGGUCGCACAGUCGGCGGAGUGCGCCCGCGCGGCGGAGCUUCGCGCGCAGGCGGCGAGGCAUGCCGCCUUGGAGAACGCCGCGCGGAGAGAUGCGCGUGCGCAGUGUCACAAGCUGUUGGAGGAAAUUAAAUCGAAAGAGCGGGUUAUUAUACAACUAAGGAGAGAAGCGGCGCGAGUGGCUACGCAGCAAAAUGAUCAGGCACAAAGAAUGGAGUGCGGAACUGCCGAUCUCAGCAGAAAACUGCGUAUUGAUCAGGGUAAAGAGAAAACUAACCGCGAAGAUUUGAAGACUGACAUACAACAUAGGAAGGAGACGUUUUACAGGGAGGCGCCGUCGGAUGAAGACUCGGCGGUGUCGUCAGCACCCGCCUCUCUCUCCCCCCAGCCGCUCAACGACAUGUGGUCAUGCGGGCAGUGCCGCGCGUCGGCAGAACGCGCGUCGGCGGCAGAGCGCGAGUGCGCGCGACUCGCCGACUCGCUCCGAGACGCGAGAGAUCAACUCGAGCUCAUGGAGUUUCGAUUAUUGGAACUCGAAGACGCGACCCCUGAAAAGGGCCCCAGAGACAACCUGACCGACUCGGACUCAGGCUGCGUGUCCCCAGGGUCGCGAAUCAAGGACUCCGCAUCCCCUGAGCUGAAGCGAAUGGACUCAGGAUACAAGUCUCCCCACACGCCAAGUAGUCCUUGCAAUACCCGGCGACAUCUCGGCACACCACAUGACGAUUUCAAAGAAGACUUCGCGAAGGCACAAGUCCUAGCUGAUAUACUCGAUAGGAACUCAGAAUCUAGUGAUUCGUUGAAGAGCAACCCGGUGAAGGAUCAUCUGGAACAAAUGAUCUUGAAUGCAGCAUCGGUUGAAGAUAGGACGUGUUUGGAACAGGUGCUGAUGCUCUUGUAUAAUUAUCAAGCGCUGAGCAGUUCCGUUAGCGAAGAUGAGUGUUAUCAGGCAAAACCGAAAAGAAUAUGUGAUCUAAAACUAAAAUCUGAAACAGACAUUCCAUCGCACAAAACUCAGAAAGCAGUCGCAACAGUCACACCAUACCAACAGAAAGGGUACAAAUGCGAGUCGCUUGAGAGUCUUUGUAGCGAAGAAAGGAAACCAAGUAACAUACUACAGGAAAGUGGAAUCUUCGAAGAAGCUGAAACCGAAUCGAGGAGCACACAGACAGAUGUCAACGACAGUUUUGAAUGUACCGGUGAACUCAACACUGAAAUACAACGACUGAAUAGUAUUAGGGAGAAACUUGAAAGGCAAGGCGUUAGAAAUAGGACUUUAAGUACUAAGGAAGAAGGUGAUGGCCUGGAGUGCAGGUGUGUGAAGCUAGGGAAAAAACAUAAGCAGUAUUAUGAGAGGAGGCUAAAGUUUUUGGAGGGGAAGAUCUCUAUUUAUGAGGCGGCACAAGACGUAAAGGAAUCCAAAUUAGCAGAGAGAUUGCAAAAGGAAUUUUUGCUCGAAAAUAGGAUACAGGAUCUCGAAUCGCAGUUGUCAUUACUACAAGAUAAAUAUGAGAGGCUAGAAGAGGAAUGUUGUGAGCUUGAAGAAAUCGAAAAUGACACGCGUUUACAUUGGCAGCAGCUUGAGAUGGACUAUGAGCUCUGCUCUGCUCAACUAAGAGACAUGACUGAGCAGAGGGAGUGUUCGCGGGCUCAGGCCGAAAGGCUUUUGGCUGAGCUGACGAAGAGAGAGUGCUCUUUGAAGUCAAGAGAGAGUGAGCUGAAGAAUAGGCUGAGCAAGCUUGAGAAGGCGGUCCCUGCUUUGAUAGCAUGGAAUGUGUGUCAGGCUAUUGGGGCGAACCUGUCAUUCGGCGGCCAGCGGGCGUUAAUAAAUCGCAUGGCACCAUACAGUCAAGAGACGAAGGCGUUCAUAUCGCAAGUGCGUGAGGAGUCGAGCAGGAAGACCACAUGCAGCGCGCUGGUGGCGUGGAAUGACAUCAAUAGCGAACCGCCGGAGACUUCGCGCCAGAUGCAGGCACAGAUUACAAAAUUACUAAAAGAAAAGAAGAAAGUAGAAAUGGAUGCAUCCAAGCUGACGAAAACUCUAGAGAAGAGAGUGAAAGAGCUGGAAGAAGAGUUGGAGACGGUCAAAAGACAAUUGGUGGCUACAAGUUGCGGCGCUGAAGCGAAGACGAUUAAGCUAGAGGAGAAGAUUGUGGAGUUGGAAAAGAAGAUUCAUGCAGGCAAAGAGGAAGAACAGCAACCAGUAGAUCCGGCAAUAGGCAGCAAGAUCCACGCGUUGCUAAUGAACGAACAGGAGUUAAAGAGCAGAGUCGCAGAACUAGAGAGAAGAGAGACAGCAUAUCUGGAGAUGUUGACGCAAGCUGAUGACAUGUGGGCGGAGAUGGAAGGAGGAUAUAAGAAGAAGAUCCAGGAAUCACAAGCGGUGGAGACGCAGCUGAAAGGACAGUGUAAAAAGUUAGAGUGUGAACGCGAUAAAUGGAAGCAAUGUUUAGAGCCAAUGAGGAAGAAGCUCAAAGAAUUAGAAGAAUCAGAAUCGGGAUUAAGGAUAUCGCUAGAGAAGGCCCAACGAGACACCAAAGCGCUCAAAGAACAGAACAGCAACUUAGCAGCCAUGUUUUCGAAGGCGGAUGCCGAUGCUAAGAAAGCUGAAGCUACCUUUCACACAGUAGAUAGUAAAUUUAAGAAAGAAGUUGAACAGCUGCGUAAGAUCAAUAAAAAACUGGACGAUGACUUCAAAUGCCACAAGGAAACGUCGAAAAAGAAUGAAUUAGAGUUCCUUGGAGACCUGGAGGCUAUCAGAAAAGAACUGGCUCGUUGCAGCAAGAACAACCAAGAGUUAGAGGUUACUAACAGCGAGUUGAAGGAAGAGGUCGAAUCACUGGAAAAGCAGCUAGCUCUCACCCAAAAAGCAUUAACCCAAUGCAAGAGGAAAUGCGACGAGAAAAUCAAAACUAUAAGCCACGAAUUGUCUAUAAAGACAGAGGAAUUGGAAGAGUUGAGAAGCGAAACGUUGAGGCAGACAUAUCACGCGUCUCGCAUAGAAUUGAAGCCAGAAAGAACGGAAUACGUUGAUGAAGGGUAUUCGAUAUACACUGCUGUCCCAAAGAAGGCAGAAUAUGGAAGAAUGCAUCAUAGCAUGAGUUACAUAACGUCAGAAUCUCGAUGUUCUUGUCCGUCAAUGAGGAGUCAAUUAGUCAGUCAACUUAUUGAGGAUUUGUUCCAAAGGAUCCACAACACAGCAGAUGAUGAUCUGACGAGAUUGUGUAAAGAGAUUAGUCCUACGAAAGGACGGGAAGUGAAUGCAGAAACCAAAGCGAAAAUCACGAAUUACCUCUUGAUGGCGAUAUCUAAGGAGCUCGUUAGGUCCAUAGGGGACGCGGAUGCUAAGACUGAUACAGAGGAAUGGCAACGCGCCGUCUCGUCAAUGUCGUACAACGGCACCAAUCGCAGCGAUUUCGGCCUGAGCGGCAACGCGGGCGUGCUGCACGGCGCGUCGCGGCUCGCGUCCGUGAGCUGCGCGUGCGCGGCCGCGCGCCUGUGCGCCGCGCUGCCCGACCUCGCCGACAGCGUCAAGCUGUGCCAGGAGGAAGUCUUGGAUCAUGGUGACGUUAAGAUUAUGGAGGAACAGUUAGCAAAUGCCAUUGAAAGUAUUGUUAAUUGUCCAUCUUGUGCGUUGGGUACAAAUGCGAUAGUUUGGAGCACGGACGUCUGAAGCCGUCAUUUGUGCAAAUUAUGUGUAUACCUCCACCGACCUCACUCUGGUGCCUUCAUUAGUUUAUCCAAUAAUUUUACGAAUGUAAAUAAUUUUGUAUCAUAAUAAUACUCUUAUAUUAAUCAUAAGCGACACAUAUCGAACAAUCUUAUUUUUUUCUCGAAAUUAAGUUUAUCGAUAACGAAUCGAAGUGUUCAACGUUUCCCUUCACUAGUUUUCUCGUCAUAACCGUGCCAAUAGUGUUUGUAUAUUGUUUUUUUUUUGUAAAUAUAUAAAAUUUAAUUUUUCCGUUUUGACAGAUGUAAUUUGCUAACAUCACUCACCAACGAAAUUUGACUUUCUUAUUGAAAUGUAUUAAAAUAUUUUAUUUACGACGAAAAUGAAUUUCAUUGAUUAAAAGAAUUAUUGAUUUAA